AUGUCCGUCGACGCCCAAGCAACCCCCCUCCAGCUCACCCCGGCUCUUCUCGGUGGCUUCCAGCCUGAGAGGAUCCUCUCCGAGUCCACCUUCACCGGCUCGACCUUCAUCCUCGGUCGACUCGAGGGCGAGGAUGCAAUCGUCCACCUUCAGAAGUCCCUUGUGGCUGGUAAGGAUGCGGAAGAGGUGGUCAAACGCCUCGAGGAUGUCAAGCUUCUCUUGGAGAACACUCCUUAUUACUCUGCACACGCAUGGGUCAAGCCGGACAUUACUCACCCCGACUACAACCUCAAGCUCAUCUGCCCCGCGACUGCGGAUCAUAUCAAAAAGUACUCUAUCCAGGAGCGCUAUGUGGUCAGGGAGACUGCUGAGGUCUACGAGACCGUCGUCAAGCCCUUCAUUGACGCCAUGCCGGUCUCAAAGAUUCAAUGGGUUUAUGAGAUCCUCGAGGGCAGGAAAGAAGUCGACAGAGUUUUGGUCAACAAGUCCGGCCCCGAUGGCUUCGUAGUCCUUCCCGACCUCAAAUGGGACGAGACUACACAGAACGCCCUUUACUUGGUGGUCAUUACCCAAGACCGAGCCAUCAAGUCUCUGAGGGACCUCCGCCCCUCCCACUUGCCGCUCCUUCAAGACAUCCAGAAGGAAGCUUGGCGUGUGGCCGAGGAAAAGCAUGGCGUAGACAAGGGAAAGUUGAGACUCUUUGUCCACUACCAUCCAACCUACUACCACUUCCAUGUCCACGUCGUCCAUAUCAGCCAUGACAACCUCGGUUCCCAGGUAGCCGGACAAGCCCAUUUGCUCGAGGACCUCAUCUCCCUCCUCGAGCUCUCUCCUGCCGACGGCCCCUCUCUUCUCGCCCAAAAGAGUUUUACCUACACUCUUGGUGCUGAACACAAGCUUUUCCCCGUCGUCCACGCCGCUGGAGCCGUCCUGGGCAACCCCGAGCUGCCCACCGUCACCAAGCCCGAGCCCAACGCUGCUGUCGUUGCCCCCAUCAACCCGUCUCUCCCUACGCCUAGCGCUGAGACGGUGCCCGAGGCCGUCCUCGCCGACGAGACCGCCACCCGCGAGGUCAAGCGCCAGCGCACCGAGUAA
Messenger RNA from Cryptococcus amylolentus CBS 6039, 1095 nucleotides. RefSeq lists its product as hypothetical. Gene Ontology annotation, cellular component: nucleus; P-body. Gene Ontology annotation, molecular function: hydrolase activity; RNA 7-methylguanosine cap binding. The transcript is spliced from 6 exons. Bases 1 to 1095 code for a protein of 364 amino acids. The record is from RefSeq and is a predicted model, not a curated record. NCBI's taxonomy places the organism in Eukaryota, Fungi, Basidiomycota, Tremellomycetes, Tremellales, Cryptococcaceae. Gene Ontology annotation, biological process: deadenylation-dependent decapping of nuclear-transcribed mRNA.